Arabidopsis lyrata subsp. lyrata is the source of this 1143-nucleotide messenger RNA. RefSeq lists its product as uncharacterized. Lineage: Eukaryota; Viridiplantae; Streptophyta; Magnoliopsida; Brassicales; Brassicaceae. The record is from RefSeq and is a predicted model, not a curated record. The transcript has 3 exons. The coding region runs from base 491 to 1066 and encodes 191 amino acids.
UUUCUCUCCUCUAAGAGCAUCCACGUCACUACACUAUUUUUGGUGGACCCCACAGUAUUAUAUUAAGCAUUUUUUGUCAACGAUUGCAAAUGAAUACACGUUCCUUUUCUUCAUAAUGGGCCUACUAAAGCAUCUUCUAAAGUAAUGGGCCUAAGAUCCGUUUCUUCAUGUAUUUCUCUCUACUCUCCAACUCAUCUUCUCGAGACAACUGUUUUCUUCGACGCUGCCGUUGUCGAUAAACUUCACCGACAAGAAUCUCAAACAUCAACACCUAAUCACAACUAAGGUACUUAAAUACAUGUCUUAAUUCGUUCCAAUUCCACUACUUUCUACUUAAUUCAUGAGUUUAAUUUUCGAAACGAAACUGUAAUUGGAGUAAAUCAUAAGUUGCCUAUAGAUCUCCCUCUAAACUACUAUAAAUUCAUCAUCACCCACCAUCCCCAAACACUAAUUCCACUUUCCAUCACAAAAACUUCGAUACACUCUGAAAAUGGCUGCAGUUGAUGUUGUUCCAAUUCCUACUAAUGCAAACUAUGUUGCUUUUGAUGAUUUACGUCUUGGUCGCUCUACUCAACAGGUUGUUGGUCGUCUACUUCGUUUUUGGGAUGCUCGCAACAUCAAGAAAGAUGGUCAAUUCAUGGGGAUAGUCCUCCUUUUACUCGAUGAAAAAUGCUCAGUAAUCCAUGCUUUUAUCCCAGCAGCUCUUGUCUCUCAAUUCCGUCAAGUUUUGCGUGAAGGUUCUAUCUACAAUAUUAGCGGGUUUGAAGUGGGACGGUGCACAAAACUCUACAAGAUCACUGACCAUCCUUUUCUCCUACGUUUUCUCCCUGCCACAACGACUGUAGAACUUUCAGAUGUUGGCCCUACAAUUGAACGGGAACAAUUCAUGCUACGUAAUUUUGACAACCUACAAGCUCUAGCUAACACCAACAUUGAACUUCCUGAUGUUGUAGGCCAAAUCUCCUUCAUCCAAGGGUCGAACCUGAAUGACCCAACUUCCACUCAACGUUUGGUUUUGCGUUACCGUAUCGAUACGUUAACAGAGAGAAGGUUUGUUGCAAAAUAGCCAUGGACCCACGUUGUCAGAAAAGUGAAAUACCAACAUUAUCUUUUGCUUGUUACAAGAACAACGAUAUGCGAGAA